This is a messenger RNA of Falco peregrinus (peregrine falcon), 1140 nucleotides long. Its product is annotated as keratin, type II cytoskeletal 1-like. The transcript is spliced from 7 exons. The record is from RefSeq and is a predicted model, not a curated record. Gene Ontology annotation, biological process: keratinization; intermediate filament organization. Gene Ontology annotation, molecular function: structural constituent of skin epidermis. Gene Ontology annotation, cellular component: keratin filament. Lineage: Eukaryota; Metazoa; Chordata; Aves; Falconiformes; Falconidae. Bases 1 to 1140 code for a protein of 379 amino acids.
AUGUGUGGAGGAAGUUCAGGCAGGGAGGUGCGUGCAGAAGGCCUUGGGAGAAGCACCUUUGGUGAACAAGGGGCUGGACAGGGCUUCGGGCAGCCUGGCAUCAGCAGAGGCAUUGAGGAGGUCCAUGUCAACACCAACCUGCUGAGGCCAAUACAAGUACAAGUCGACCCCGAGUUCCAGAGAGUGCGGUCAGAUGAGAAAGAGCAGAUUAAGGCUCUCAACAACAAAUUUGCAUCAUUCAUCGAUAAGGUGCAAUGCCUUGAGCGGCAGAACCAGGCUCUGAUGGCCAAAUGGGAACUUCUGCAGCAGCAAAGUGCCCGACCAGAAGAGAGCAGAAAUAUCACCUCUUUCUUCCAAUCUUACAUCAGCAACCUGCAGAGGCAGCUAGAAACGCUCCAGAACCAGAAGGAGCAGCUGGAUCCGGAGGCAUAUAACAUGCUUUAUCUUGUAGAAGAUUAUAAAAAAAGAUUCGAGGAUGAGAUCAACAAGCGUGCAUCGAAAGAAGAGGAGUUUGUGGAGCUCAAAAAGGAGCUGGACAGUGCCUACAUGGGAAAAAUGGAGUUUGAUGUUCGGGUGGAAAUACUGAAACAGGAGCUUGAGUUCCUCAGAUGCUUACAUGAAGCGGAGCUGUCCCAGCUGCAAACGGUAGUUGGCAACACCAAUGUCGUUCUGUCCAUGGACAACCACAGAGAGCUGAACAUGGAUGGCAUCAUUGAAGAAGUCAGGCAGGAGUAUGAGGCAAUUGCUCAGAGAAGCAAAGCUGAAGUAGAUGCCAUGUAUCGUGGCAGGUACCAGGACCUUCAGGACAUGUGGGUAAACCAGUGUGAGCAACUGAGGAACAGUUACCAGGAGAUCCAGGAGCUUACCAGGCAGAUCCAAAGGCUGCAACCAGAAGUUGAAAUUGCAAGGAAGAAGAAUUCCAACCUCCAAGAAACCAUUAAAGAUGCUGAGCAGCGUGGGAGCUCUGCCGUCAGAGAUGGCCAGCAAAAGCUUCAGGAGUUGGAGAACGCCCUGCAGCAGGCCAAAGAUGACCUUGCUCGCCUUCUUCAUGAUUAUCAGGAGCUCCUGAACGUGAAAUUGGCCCUGGAUAUUGAAAUUGCCAUGUAUAGAUCACUCCUUGAGGAGGAGGAGACCAGGUAG